Molecule: messenger RNA, 2055 nt
Organism: Erythranthe guttata (spotted monkey flower)
Lineage: Eukaryota; Viridiplantae; Streptophyta; Magnoliopsida; Lamiales; Phrymaceae
Gene: SPPL2
Product: SIGNAL PEPTIDE PEPTIDASE-LIKE 2
Biological process (GO): membrane protein proteolysis
Cellular component (GO): lumenal side of endoplasmic reticulum membrane; lysosomal membrane; Golgi-associated vesicle membrane
Molecular function (GO): aspartic endopeptidase activity, intramembrane cleaving
Source: RefSeq, a predicted model, not a curated record
GAAAAUCAAUUUUUGUUACAAGGGUUGAUGCAUUUUGACCCCUCCGUUGAUUCCAUUUCCGGAAUCUUGAAAAAAACACCAGUCUCUCUCUCUCUCUCUCUCUCUCUCUCUCUCUCUCUCUCUCUUUCUCUCUCUAAAGUUGAUUAGAGUUGGUGGUGAAUGGUGAUGCAGUGAGAAACCCUGAUGAUGGAUUUGAAGGGGGUUUUCGGUUUAAUUUUCUUAUGGGCCGGUUUGCUGAUUUUGUUAAGUAAUACCGGCCGAGUUUACGCCGGUGACAUAGUUCACGAUGACAAUUUGGCUCCCAAGAAACCCGGUUGUGAGAAUGAUUUUGUCCUGGUAAAAGUUCAAACUUGGGUAGACGGAAUAGAAGAUGAGGAAUUUGUGGGUGUCGGUGCUCGAUUCGGAACUACCAUAGUAUCCAAGGAGAAAAACGCUAACCAAACACACCUUUUCCUUUCAGACCCUAGAGACUGUUGUGGUCCUGCAAACAAGAAGUUUGAUGGAGAUAUUUUAAUGGUGGACCGAGGCAACUGCAAAUUCACCACAAAGGCGAACUUUGCCCAAGCUGCGGGUGCUUCAGCUGUGCUCAUCAUAAACAACGAGAAAGAACUAUAUAAAAUGGUGUGUGAGCCCGAUGAAACCGAUCUCGAUAUACACAUUCCAGCUGUCAUGCUCCCUCAAGAUGCCGGUGCAACACUCGAAAAAAUGUUGUCAAAUGGUUCAUCAGUCUCUGUGCAGCUUUACUCUCCGAGGAGACCAGUGGUCGAUAUAGCCGAAGUAUUUCUUUGGUUAAUGGCAGUUGGAACUAUCUUGUGUGCCUCGUAUUGGUCCGCAUGGAGUGCCAGAGAAGCCGCCAUCGAGCAAGAUAAGUUUUUGAAGGACGCGCCAGAUGAACUACCGAACAUUAAAGGCAACAGUGGAAGCAGUGUGGUGGAUAUUAACACAACAUCUGCAAUCUUGUUUGUCGUCGUUGCUUCGUGUUUCUUGAUUCUGAUUUACAAACUGAUGUCUUAUUGGUUCAUUGAGCUCUUGGUGGUUCUCUUUUGCAUCGGCGGUGUAGAGGGCUUGCAGACUUGCUUAGUUGCCUUUCUAUCAAGGUGGUUCAAGCAAGCUGGAGAAUCGUUUAUUAAAGUGCCCGUUUUCGGUGCCGUUUCGUACCUUACUUUGGCCGUUGCCCCUUUCUGCAUAGCUUUUGCUGUGGUUUGGGCUGUGUACAGAGAUGUCUCGUUUGCAUGGAUUGGCCAAGAUAUACUUGGAAUUGCGCUGAUAAUUACGGUUCUUCAGAUUGUGCGAAUUCCUAAUCUCAAGGUGGGUACGGUCCUAUUAAGCUGUGCUUUCAUCUACGACAUAUUUUGGGUGUUCGUUUCUAAGAAACUGUUCAAAGAAAGUGUGAUGAUUGUGGUAGCUCGUGGAGAUAGAAGUGGUGAGGAUGGUAUACCGAUGCUUCUGAAGAUUCCACGGUUAUUCGAUCCGUGGGGUGGUUACAGUAUCAUUGGCUUUGGAGAUAUUCUCUUGCCUGGACUGCUUGUAGCAUUUUCUCUUCGGUACGAUUGGCUAGCAAACAAGAGCCUACGAGCUGGAUACUUUUUGUGGGCAAUGUUCGCUUAUGGAUUAGGUCUUCUUAUUACGUACGUAGCACUGAACUUGAUGGAUGGUCAUGGCCAACCCGCUUUGCUGUACAUUGUCCCUUUUACCCUCGGGACGUUUUUGGCACUCGGGAGAAAGAGAGGUGAUCUGAAGAUUCUGUGGACAAGAGGUGAGCCGGAUAGGGUUUGCCCACACGUUCGUCUUGAAUCCACUCAAGAAUCUCUCUGAAGAAGGAGACCUCCGUAACUUAUUCCCCGUGUAAUUAGUAUUAAGUUAAUCGUAAUUAAUGUUGGCAUAAAACAAAGUUGAAGUGUUUGUUAUAUUAGUUGUUACUGUUGUCGUGGCUCUCAGUUGUGAGGUGGAAUUCCAGAGUAGCGGAGGGGGUGUGUGCCCCCUUCGUAGAUCGGCCUCGGGCAAAUGCUGCAACUUAUAAAUAUAUUUAUGCCUAUUAUAAUAGGAAUAAUUAUG